AUGGCACAUUCCAUCGUCGAAAGCGAAACUAGUGGCAGUGCUUCAGUGUACCGCGCAGGAUCUCCAGUGUUCGGCCAGGAAUCCAGAUCGUUGUAUCGCAUCAGUUGUCCCGGACGGAGUGAAUGCGUUCCGCUGGCAGAAUGUCCCGAACUGUUGCUAGAAACUGCACGCCAAUGCUAUCGUGGAGAUUUUUCACUUUCCUGUGGGGUCAACGAACUUGAGCCCCACGUGUGCUGUCCGACGCAGAACAAAUACGACGAUCAAGCCGAUACGGGUUGCGGUAAAAGUAUCGUUCAAGGAGACUUCUACAGUGGCUUGGGAGCGUACCCCUUUGUGGCACGAAUAGGAUUCAAAAACAUAAAAUCCGGAUCCUUCAUUUACCCAUGUUCUGGUUCAAUCAUCGCGCGCCACAUAGUGUUGACAUCUGCUCACUGCGCACUGGCCAAAGCUGAGAGUCAUCGAUUAUCGUCUGUUAGAAUUGGCGACUACGAUACUCGUACCGACCCGGAUUGCGGAAGUACCGGAUUUUGCGCACCAGCAGCCAUCAACCACGCAGUAAGCCAAAUUAUUGUCCAUCCAGACUACGUAGAUGGCCAGUAUCACCAUGACAUUGCACUGUUAGUGCUAAGAACGCCAAUCAAUUACACGGUGGCUGCGCAGCCCAUCUGUUUGCAUCGUCGGCGCCAAGAUCUGACCGUCGGACGGAGAGUUCAGAUCAUUGGCUGGGGUAAACUGUCAACCAGUGGGACCAAAUCACCAGAACUGCAAUCGCUCGAAGUUCCCCUGACAUCAUGGGAUCAAUGCGUUCGAGCCUACAGUUCGACUGGGGCCCUUCAAUCGACCAAAUCUAUUGAUGGAGAGUGGAUGUGCGCGGGCGGUGAAGGACGCGAUGCUUGUCUCGGGUUUGGGGGUGCCCCUCUGAUCAUCAGAGAGCGCUCCCGCUAUGGGCAGAUCGGUAUCAUGUCAUUUGGAGCAGAAACGUGCGGUGCACUAAAUAUGCCUAGCGUGUACACCUCGAUUGCGCACUAUGCUCAGUGGAUUGAUGCGAACACGCCGACGACCUUUGUCUGAACACGCGAUUCCCGGACAGGUGGAAUCGGAUAUGCCAGUUUAAAGUGAUAAGUUGUGUAUAUUGGAGAAAUUAAUGUUACAAUAAAAUGCUGUGUUUCCGAGUUAUAUCAUCAGUCGAGUUGCGAUGGUUACAGUUUGAUAAUAAUUGAGAUCAUGGCUUCUUUCUAUUUAGAGUUAAGUGGGGAAAAUCGAAGCAUAGGUAAUUUAAUGUAAAACAAAACAUUGUUGUACUUAUUGCACGGGCUCUUUAAACGUAUAAUACCAAUAACUUAUUCCAUAUUUUUUCCU
Molecule: messenger RNA, 1359 nt
Organism: Malaya genurostris
Lineage: Eukaryota; Metazoa; Arthropoda; Insecta; Diptera; Culicidae
Product: venom protease
Exons: 5
Coding region: 1-1071 (356 amino acids)
Biological process (GO): proteolysis
Molecular function (GO): serine-type endopeptidase activity
Source: RefSeq, a predicted model, not a curated record